Molecule: messenger RNA, 4695 nt
Organism: Anopheles funestus (African malaria mosquito)
Lineage: Eukaryota; Metazoa; Arthropoda; Insecta; Diptera; Culicidae
Exons: 4
Coding region: 1847-3865 (672 amino acids)
Source: RefSeq, a predicted model, not a curated record
AAGUUCAAAGUGAUACGAGUACUACAGAUAAUGUUGCGCCAAGUACUUCGCGACCGCGUCGUACAAAUAAAACAACAAGUAAUGAAGACCGUGAGCGUGUAAUUGCUGCUAAUGAAACUGGAUAUUCCUCUACGAUGAUAGCUGAGAAGCUAUUCAAGUGAGUACCACAACUAUCGCUCGGGAGAUGAAACAAUUUAAUUAUUCGUUUAAAAGAAUAAAACUCCUACCCGAGCGACGAAAUACACCAAACACAGUGGCAGUACGAAAAGAGUACGCAUUGUCGUACAAUAGAAUAUCGCAACGUCUACCCCAAGCUGCCGUAGUAUUCAUUGAUGAAGUGGGGUUUAAUGUUAGUAUGCGGAAAAUGAUGGGUAGAUCAUUGAAAGGCACAGCAGCUACCAAAGUAGUUCCUCAAAUUCGUUCGAGGAACAUUUCAAUGAACAGCGGUGGCAUUUUGUUACAUAUGAUCAAAAAUAGGGCUAUAAACCAGGGCGUGUUUAUUGAGUUUAUUAAAGAAUUAAACGAAAAAAUUAACGAACAAAACGUUGGACAUCGGCCUUUGCUAGUAAUGGAUAACGUAGCAUUUCACAAAUGCACCACUGUUCGGGAAGCGAUGUGAAGUGAAAUACUUGCCGCCGUAUUCACCCUUUCUCAACCCGAUUAAGAACCUUUUUAGUAAGUGGAAGAAUAUCGUGAAAAGGCAAACCCCACAAAUGAACAGGAAUUAAUGACUGCGAUGGAACAAGGUGCAUCUUUGAUAACGGCACAAGAUUGUGAUGGUUAUUUUUGUAAUAUGUUCCAAUACGUCGAAAAAUGCAUACUUGGACAAGAAAUAGUAGAUUAAUGUAGAGUAAAUAGUUGUUUUAGUUUAUAAAAUUAUAUUACAUUCUAUUAGUUAGAAAAUAAUUAAUAGGUUAAGCGUACUGCAUAGUAUUACGUUUCAUGCCUUAAUAUCAUUUUAAUAUUUAAAGAGAUAGGACUAAUUUUCAUGAUUUUUUUUAUUUGGUCUGCCUGGCCGUAUUUUUUUUUUUUGCUCGGUUAGAACGGCCUGGCCUGGCCUGGCCGUAUUACAUAACAGCAAAAAUUAGACUGAACUGCAAAAUAAAUGGUGAUAAUCGUUUAUGAAAUUUGAUUGUACUGCGUUUUGAAAGAACAACAUGAUAUUAUAGUGAUGUAUAAAAUUCCAUAAAAAUCAUAUCUUGUAAAAUAUUCUGAAUUCACGUUCAAAAGCUACUAACAGCUUGUUGACGACACAUCUGGACGUGCCAUAUGUCUUUAUGCGGUGGAAAUGGUAGACGUGUCAUCCAUGCACGUUAAGAGCAUUGCAUGAGUCUAUAGCACUGGGACUAGAACGAAGCGAUGAACAAGUUAAAUAAAGAAUUAACUAUAUUUAUGACUAUAUUUCCGCCAAACCCCAUCUAGGAGAACAGUCUAUCACCGGUAGGUUGUUCCUUCUUGACAAAAGACCCUAUCCGCAGAAAUGAGUGACUUUUGAUAGAAAUGUGCGAAAGAGAUAGCAAGCUCACCAACUUCGAUUGUCAAAUAUGAUUCAAUCUAUGGCGAGGGGUCAAAUGAUGGGUGAGGGGCGUAGAGAAACGUCUGCCAUAUUUAAAUUUGACACGAAGAGCGAGCCAAAACAACAACAAGAAGCGCGAAACGUAACGAAAUUCUGCGAAAUACAUACAAUAGAAAAAAAACGUGGUAUCGGUCGAUGUGUUGCUAACAUCACACUAGAUAAACGAAAGAAAUACAAAUCGAUUGUGUCUAUACGCUAGACGGACCAGUCACUUAUUUUGCUUAACUUGUGCUAAUUAACAUUUAUUUUGUUUUAGGUUAACGAUAAAUCAUGGAAAAAGCUAAACGAGCAAAGAUCAGCCAACUCAAAUACCGAAUGGGUAAAACGAUUUGGUCUGAAAUGGAAAAGGAAUGGGAGUCAGAAAACAACUCUGCAACAGUGACAAGCCAGGAAAUUCAAGAAUUCGGCCAACCCAUUGCUCAACCUGCCAUGGAAGUCCUCCCAAUAGAAGAACCACCGAUGGAAGUAUCGGAAGAUGAUGAGGAGGAAAACAUUCCAAAUUUCAUGCCAGACGAGAGCGGCGAUGAAGAUCAGGAUGAGUAUAGUGAUGACGACAGAGCCCACCAAAAUCAAAUCUUUGUCCAUGAAUUGCGAUUGUGGGCUCUAAAGCAUAAAGUCCCGCAUAUUGUUUUAAAUGAUUUAUUACAAACCUUACGCAAAACCACUAAUUUUUACCUUCCAAAAGAUUCCAGGACAUUUUUGAAGACUCCAGUAGGCGUAGGAAAGGAAAUAGCGUCUGUAGCAGGUGGGCAACUGUGGUAUCAAGGAAUUGAAACUGCUCUUCAACAAUUCCUUCGAGUAAUGCCGCAGAGUAUCGAUUCGUUGGUAUUAAAUUUGUCAAUGGAUGGUCUACCAUUACAUAAUAGCGGAGCUACAGAAUUUUGGCCUAUUCUAAUGCAACUAUACGGUAUACCAGAUGUUCCAAUAAUGGUAAUUGGAGUAUUUUGCGGUACAACGAAACCGGAUAACGUCGAAGAAUAUCUCCGUCCCCUCGUAUCGGAGCUCAAUCACCUCCUUAACAACGGAAUAUGCAUAAAUGGAAGACGAAUAAGUGUUGCACUUAGAGCAAUUAUUGCAGACACCCCAGCCAGGUCGUUAAUCAAAGGAGUUGUAGGCCAUAAUGGAUUUCAUGCCUGCCUAAAAUGCAAAAUUGUGGGAAAACGCUUUGAAAGAAAGAUGAUAUUCGAAGGAACAGCAGAAGACCGUACUGAUGCCGAAUUCCGAAGCGGUGCUUAUUGCAUUGGACACCAGAAACGCCCAACACCGCUGCUAGAUGUCAAGGGUAUGGAUAUUAUUAAGGAUAUACCUAUAGCAGAUGAUCUGCACCUUCUACAUUUAGGAAUUAUGAAAAGAUUACUGUUAGGUUACGUAUUAGGGUCACUUAAACCAUACAAAAAAUGGUCAGAAGAUGAGCAGGAAAGAAUUUCAAACUUAUUAGUGAGGAUAAAACUACCUACAGAAUUUCAAAGAUCAACCAGGGCACUUAAAUUCAUAAAAUUUUGGAAAGGUUCAGAAUUCCGAACAUUUUUGCAUCACAUUAGUAUACCUUUACUGAAAGGUAGUAUCACUGACAGCGCGUAUCACCAUUUUAAACUCUUUUUUAUGGCAGUAACUUUGUUAUCGAGUAAUUAUUAUAAACAAUAUUGGGAUUUCGCAGGAAAAUUAUUAAAUCAAUUUGUAGAAGAUUUUAGUGUAAUAUACGGCAGAGGAUAUAUAACAUCCAAUUUUCAUAAUUUAGUACAUGUAGCAGCUGACGUUAAAAGAUUCGGACCGCUUCCAACAAUAUCGUCAUAUCCGUUCGAGAAUAAAUUACAACAUAUAAAGCGAUUAGUAAGAACAGGCCAUAGUUGUUUAAGUCAAAUAGUAGGGAGAUUAGGGGAACUACGGGAAGUAGAAGCAGCUAGUGAGAAGGAAAUAUUAAAUUAUCCAUUUCGGAAAACUAGACAGGAAGAAGUUAUAUUACAUAUUAGAGCAGAUUUCAUUCUUAGACAGGGCAAUAGAAACGGAUGGUUUCUUACAAAAAAUAAUGAGAUUGUGCGGUAUAACAGGGCAUCAGAAACAGCAGGACAAUUUGUUAUUGAGGGCCAUAAGAUUUUGAGGAAAAAACCAGCGUUUUCAUAUCCACGUAGUGCAGAGAUAAUUUUUAACUAUAUAGCAACUAUAGAAGAUCUAUCACCAGAGGCAGUUAGAAUCAAUGUUUGCGAUGUAAAAUGUAAGUUCGUGGUUGUAUCGUUAGAUGAAGGAGUAACAUUUCAUUUUAGCCCUUUAACACAUACGCUUCAACAAUAGAUAGACGUUAGGGAACGGAGUAGGGACCACAGCGGAUGUUUAACCAUUCUUUGUUAGUAUCUUUUAUAAUAACUUUCUUUUUCAGCUGGCUAGCUAAUGCGAAGAUACGUUUUACGUAUCUUUAACUCCUAUCUCAACCUCCUCGUGGUGCUAGCUGGAUUAUAGUUACAAUACUUGCUGAAUUAUUAAUUAUGCAUUUUUAUGUAACUAUAAACAAAUAGAGAAGGAGGAUUUUUUUUUAAAUUAAUUUGAAUAAACUAAAAAAAAUGAAUACAAAAUAUGUUUGAUAUGGAACUUUUUGUUCAUAAAUAAAUGAAUAAAUAAUAUUUUUCAUUACCAAGCAAUUCUAUGAGUUCUAUUUUAUUCGGUUCGAACUUAUUUUUUAAUUCAUGAAAUAAUCUAAAUCUAAAACUAUUAAUUGCCUCGCAACGUUUUUAUUUCACACCUGCCCUUACCGUGCCGCAUCUUACUGACUAAAAAAUCUUUGACGAAUUCGUCGCUUAAAUCAGUGUAUUUGUUUCCUCCAGAAAAUUUCAUUAGGGUUAAUAUAUGUUGAAAUUGACUAAAGGCAAUUUUUGCGUGCGGAAACCCUUUGCCUGUCCAACUACAUUGCGCGAGAAACUCCCUGGUGAACAAUAAAUCGACAAUAUGGUUUAACCUUGCUUCCACGACUUUCACAUGCUCUAUGGUAUGUGAUAACCUGCAUAGCAUAUCGGCCAUAUACGAACUGGUCUCCAGCAUAUUAUUAAGCAUAAUGCACUGCUCCAACGAUUCGACAGCCGUAAUUGUUAUAUUACUAGUAGUUGUUCCGUCUCUCGGGAUGAUGAUGU